Molecule: messenger RNA, 1425 nt
Organism: Lagenorhynchus albirostris (white-beaked dolphin)
Lineage: Eukaryota; Metazoa; Chordata; Mammalia; Artiodactyla; Delphinidae
Product: group XIIA secretory phospholipase A2
Exons: 1
Coding region: 236-802 (188 amino acids)
Biological process (GO): arachidonate secretion; phospholipid metabolic process; lipid catabolic process
Cellular component (GO): extracellular region
Molecular function (GO): calcium ion binding; A2-type glycerophospholipase activity
Source: RefSeq, a predicted model, not a curated record
CGCCCAGGUGGGCGCGUGUGCCGCUCCCUGAUCUCUGCCGAGGCACUGUGUUCCAGCGGGAGCUCGUUGCAGGCGGUGAGGGCCCGCCUCCCAGCCGGGCAGGAGGCGUGGGCAUGGAGCUGGCCGCCGUCGCCAUGCCCCGGGCCCGCGCCGCUGCCUAGGGCGACCCGAGGGACGCUGCCUAGGGCGCGGCUCCGGGGACCCGUGCGGCCUAUCACGGCCCGGCGCUGCGCGGAUGGCCCUGCUCCUGCGGCCCGUGCUCGCCGUCCUUCUCCUCCUGACCGCCGCUUUCAGGUGCCAGGAGCAGGCCCAGACCACCGACUGGAGAGCCUCCCUGAAGACCAUCCGGAACGGCGUUCACAAGAUAGACACGUACCUGAACGCUGCCUUGGACCUCCUGGGAGGCGAGGACGGGCUCUGCCAGUAUAAGUGCAAUGACGGAUCUAAGCCUUUUCCACGUUACGGAUAUAAAGCCUCCCCGCCGAAUGGAUGUGGCUCCCCACUGUUUGGUGUUCAUCUUAACAUUGGCAUCCCUUCCUUGACAAAGUGCUGCAACCAACACGACAGGUGCUAUGAGACCUGCGGCAAAAGCAAAAACGACUGUGAUGAGGAGUUUCAAUAUUGCCUCUCCAAGAUUUGCCGAGAUGUGCAGAAAACACUAGGGCUAGCUCAGCAUGUGCAGGCAUGUGAAUCCACCGUGGAGCUCUUGUUUGACAGUGUUAUACAUUUAGGCUGUAAGCCGUACCUGGACAGCCAACGAGCUGCAUGUACGUGUCGCUACGAAGAAAAAACUGAUCUUUAAAGAAGAUGCUGACAGGUGGUGACAGCAGAUGAGGACAGAAGAGCAUAACCUUUGACGAAGAGCUAAUGUUUUCACAGCAUAAAGCUGCCUUAUUUUUGUGAAAGGAUUAUUUUAAGACCUUAUUUUGACAUUAAAACUUCAAACUAAAGAAACAAAUGCAGGUUAUCUUCCUGGAUGUUGCUGCCUUAGUGUGCCAUAUUGUCUUGACAAUCACAGGAAGAGGUGCAUGUUAAGGGAGAAUUUUUUAAAAGAAAGAGUCUAGCUCAGUUUUCACAACUAUAUUUAUCAAAAAAUAAGGUCAAAUGUAAAAUUCAUUAUAAGGUAUGUUCACCAGUAUCUUAUUUGGAAAUAUGGGGAAAUCUUCACUUAAAAGUAUGUUUGUCAGGGCUUCCCUGGUGGCACAGUGGUUGAGAGUCUGCCUGCCGAUGCAGGGGACAUGGGUUCGUGCCCCGGUCCGGGAGGAUCCCACAUGCCGCGGAGCGGCUGGGCCCGUGAGCCAUGGCCGCUGAGCCUGCGCAUCCAGAGCCUGUGCUCCGCAAUGGGAGAGGCCACAACAGUGAGAAAAAAAAAAAAAAGUAUGUUUGUUUACUGUAAAAAUUAAAAUAUACAUUUAUGCCGAGAAA